Messenger RNA from Sphaerodactylus townsendi, 5932 nucleotides. RefSeq lists its product as uncharacterized. The transcript is spliced from 13 exons. The record is from RefSeq and is a predicted model, not a curated record. Gene Ontology annotation, molecular function: RNA polymerase II cis-regulatory region sequence-specific DNA binding; DNA-binding transcription factor activity, RNA polymerase II-specific. Gene Ontology annotation, biological process: regulation of transcription by RNA polymerase II. NCBI's taxonomy places the organism in Eukaryota, Metazoa, Chordata, Lepidosauria, Squamata, Sphaerodactylidae. The coding region runs from base 274 to 5733 and encodes 1819 amino acids.
CUUCCUGCUCCAUCUUCCCCAGGAGGGAAUCUGCCUUUUGAAUUUUCGCCUCGAUUAUUGCAGAGGUUGAGAAAUCAACAAAAAUGGGUUUUCUUCCAUUUUUUGUUGUCUUUGUCACCGCAGGUUUAUAGCGGAGGACCAAGAUAUUUCUAUGAGAACCCAUUGGUUCUGAGACUAGGACCUGAGAGAAAGGCUAAAACUGACAGAGCCUCCUGCUGAGAACAGAGGCAGGUUGGAGCUGAGGCACACCUGUUCUUAAGUCUGGGAAGGAAAAUGGCAGAUGAGCAAAGCAUUGUGGGAGAUCAGGCUCUGGUGGAUCAGGAGGAAGAUCCAGGAAAGAAGAUGAACGAACAGAACUACAAGCAAACUGAGUGUUUCAAGAGAGGGGGAAAAGCAUCUCCUCACAUCAUCCACUCUGGAAGGAAAAUACGAAAAAGGGUAAUGGCUCUGCAGGUCAAACAGGAGCCAGAGGAAAAGCUGCCCCAAAGCAAAAAAACCUUGGAGUUCCCAAAGUGGAAUCAGACCUACUGGAGCAACCAUCAGUUGACAGACCCCAUGACGCCAUGGGAAGAUAUUAAGGCCUUUCUGGCACAUUUUGAGGGAGCCGAUGAAGCCAGCCAGUGGUUAACUCACUUAGUCCCUAGCCUUGGGGAUGCUGAGGAGGCCCUUCACCGGCUUGAUGUCAGGGAGAGCUUUGGGAAAAUGAAAGCGGCCAUUUUGCAAGGAGAGGCUACCUGUCGGGAGUGGCAACGGCAGCGCUUCCGGCACUUCCGCUACGAGGAGGCUGAGGGGCCCCGGGAGGUGUGCACCCAGCUCCGGGAAUUUUGCUACCAGUGGCUGAAGCCGGAGAAGCGGACCAAAGAGCAGAUCCUGGAGCUGGUGAUCCUGGAUCAGUUCCUGACCAUCCUGCCCGCGGAAAUGCAGCACUGGGUGCGGGAAGGAGGGCCGGAGACCUGUACCCAGGCGGUGACCUUGGCUGAGGAGUUCCUGCUGCUGCAGCAGGAGGGUGAGAGGCAGGAAGAGCAGAACCUGUGGCUGUUUGAAGAUGGAUCCAUCAGUCGUCCCAAAGACAAGCAGUUGGAUUCAAAACAUAUUCUACUUAACAGAGAGCCCAAGGAAGAGGGUUUCACUGAUAACACAAGCUUCCAUGGUGAUAAUGAGGGAUCAACUGACAAUGAGAAGAUUUCUUCAAGGGGAAAUCUAAAGCAAAUGGGACUUAAUGGGGUGGUUCUUGGAAAAGCAAAAGACGUUUCCCUGCAUCAAGACCCAGAACAACCCACAGAGAAAUGGCACAGUCUAAAAAGGAAGCCAGGAACUAACCCAGUAAAAAAGGCAAGCCUCUCCAUUUUGGAAAAAGGCAGGGGAGAAUCCAAUGACACACCCUUUAGGUCCACAUUUGAGAGCUCAGAAAUCUAUGAUGGGAAUGAUUUUGUUGAGGAUUUCUUAAUCGAUGCCGAGGGUAAACCUCAUAAACGCUCAGAGUCUAGGAAAAUGUCAGGUGGGAGCCCUGACCUUGUCCAGCAUUUGAGUGAGAAACUGAAAAGGUGUCUGAGCUGUGGGAAAAACUUCCGUCAUGGUUUGAAUGUGGAUGAGGGAGAGGAAAACCAUCUAGAGGAGAAAUCUUACGAAUGCUCAGAUUGUAGGAAGAACUCCGCCAAGGUCUUGAGCCUUGUCAAGCAUGAAAGCCCACUCCUGGAAGAGAAAGUUUAUCCCUGUGUAACUUGUGGGGAGAGUUUCAGUUUAUACUCAAGCCUUAUGAAGCAUGAGCGAACCCACACUGGGGAAGAGUUGCGUAUACCCUUUGACUGUGAAAAAAUAUCACAUCAGAGUGGCAGCCCCCUAACCUCUGAAACUGUGACAGAGAAGCCAUAUAAAUGCCCCAUCUGCAGCAAGAGCUUUAGUAAAAGCUCUGGCCUUCGAUUUCACAAGCGAAUCCACACAGGGGAGAGGCCCUAUGAAUGCACAGAUUGCGGGAAAAGCUUCAGCCAGAAGUCCAACCUCAUCCUGCACGAGAGAACCCACACGGGGGUGAAGCCUUUCCGGUGCUCUGAUUGUGGGAAGAGCUUCCUUCGCAGCUCAGACCUCGUGAGGCAUGAAAUCACCCACACUGGUGAGAAACCGUACACUUGUUCCGAAUGUGGGAGGUCCUUCGGACACAACUCGACCCUUAUUGCACACGAGAGGACUCACACAGGUGAGAAACCAUACAAGUGCUCCACCUGUGGGAGAAGUUUCCGGCACCACUCGGGCCUUAUCAAGCAUGAGCGAACCCACACGGGUGAAAGGCCUUACCCAUGCCUGGCCUGUGGGAAGGGCUUCAGUCAGAGCUCGGGGCUAACAUUACACAUGAGGACUCACACGGGAGAGAAACCUUACCAGUGCUCAGUUUGUGGAAAGAGCUACAGUCAGAGGUCAAAGCUCACAAAACACGAGAGAAUCCACAUGGUGGAAAAACUGUUGCAGAAUACUGGUUGGAAGUCCAGCUUCAAUCAGGCACCUAGGAGGACAUUGUCCCCAACGGUCAAGAGAAAGAGACCAACAUCAACUGGUAUUCAGGCCUUUCAUGAGGAGCAGACCACCUUUUGCCUGAGAAAGAAAAUGGCUACCGAGCAAGGGAUUGUGGGGGAGUCGGUUUCACUGUUCCAAGAUGGACUCCAAUCUACAGGGCAAAUAGAACAGGACUUGGUAAGUCCCAAGCCAGAAGAAGAAGGCAAGGGACUGGAAGAUAACCCCCAUAACCUCCAGAUAGGAAAUGUGGAGGAAUUUCCAGACAAAUUGACACCCCCGCAAAUCAAAGAAGAAGCUGACGAGAGGUUGGCACAACCUUGGGAAAUGCAGUGGCAGUCCUUUCACCCAGGAUGGGGUGACCCACAGAUCACAGAUCCUACCGUAUGGGACAAAACAGGGUCUUUCCUGCCGUCUUUUGUGGGAACUGCUAACUCCAGCCAACAGCCUAGAAAAGAACAGCUGGCCCAACUCCAGCCUGGCGCAGACACAGGUGGCAGACUGUUUGCCAAAGAUGAAACAGACUGUCAGAAAGACGGGGAAGAGACAGUCGAUGUGGAGAUCCGCCGGCAGCACUUCCGGCAGUUUUGCUACAUGGAGGCCGAGGGUCCGCGGGAAGUGUGCAGUCGCCUUUGGUUCCUUUGCUAUCAGUGGCUGAAGCCUGAGAGACGGACCAAGGAGCAGAUCCUGGAGUUGCUAAUCCUGGAGCAGUUCCUGGCUGUCCUGCCUCCGGAUAUCCAGCAUUGGGUGAAGGAAGGUGGCCCCAAGUCAUGCGUCCAGGCAGUGGCCUUGGCCGAGGACUUCUUGAAGAGGCAGGAAGAGCCCCUGAGACUGGACUGUGAUCUCACCGAGCCUCUUGUGGACGGAGGGGGUGACUAUGAGUCCUUGUUACCCUUACAACACAUGGAGAAAGUGGUCUCUGGGCUGUUGGUGGAAGUGGGCCUGUAUUCCUCCAGGAUGAAGGCCUCUCCACUUGGCAACUCCAAAGAGGAGAUGCAAGAGGGCAACAUGGAUCCUGCUUUAUCCGACGGUGAGGUACCACCCAGGGAAAAUUCAGCCAUUCCCCAACUGGCUAGCUCUAAGAAAAAAGAACCAUCAAAAGAUCGCAGGGAGGACUUUGGUCCAAGUUCUGAUGUUAACACCUGUGAAAAAAUUCCCCUUGGGCUGAAACCUCACAAGUGUGUGGAGUGCGGGAAACGGUUUCACCAGCUGUCUCACCUCAACCGGCACUUGAGAAUCCACACAGGGGAGAAGCCAUACAAAUGUCUGGAUUGUGGGAAAAGCUUCACCCAAGGCUCCUGCCUGCUUGGGCAUCAGAGAAUCCACACAGGGGAGAAAGCCUAUUCGUGUUCCUUCUGCAACAAGAGCUUCAUUUGGAGUUCUGGUCUACACCAGCACGAAAAGAUCCACCUGGGUGAGAAGCCCUACAAGUGCCUCGAGUGUGGGAAAAGCUUCCAACGCAGCUCCGCCCUGACUGAUCACGUGAGGUCCCACACCGGCGAGAAGCCCUACACCUGCUCAGACUGUGGGAAGGGGUUCAGUCAGCACUCAAACCUCAUUGUGCACAGGCGGGUCCAUACAGGGGAGAAACCCUACACGUGCUCAAUCUGCGGGAAAAGUUUCACCCGCACAGCGCUACUUAUGGCACACCUGCGAAUCCACACAGGAGAGAAACCUUACAAGUGUUUGGUGUGUGAGAGGAGUUUCCGGGAGAGACCAGCACUUACAAAACACAAGAAGAUCCACAUGCGAGAGAAUCUAUAUUUAGCUGCGCUGAUGUAUUGGACGGGCCACUUCCUGUUCCUUUCUCUUUCAACCUUCCCCCCCCCCCUCCCCUCCAGUGUGGGAGAUCCUGUCUUUUCCCCAAUUGGUUGUGCAAUCUGGUCAUUGUGCCUCGCUGUGCAAAAGAUCUCCAGCGCAGAAGCUUUUCCUGCAACUUUCAGAUUCUGGAAAUUCAUUACGUCAACAUCUGUAAGGCUUCUCACAGCCAUGGGCGAACAAAUGAGUGGAAAUGAGGAAGUUAUUGAUCUGAAAAGUCCCGAGCCCAUGGACCCAUGUGAGCCAUUGCUGGAAACAGCUCAAGACCUUUCUGGAUUCCCUGACAUGGGAGCAAUCUAUGGGAUUCAGCACAGACCAGAGGGUCCGCCAGACCUCAUCCAAGGCUUAGAAGUUGGUAACCCUGUAGAAAGGACUUCCUACAUAUGCUCCGAUUGUGGUAAAAACUUUUGUAGCAUAUCCAGCCUCAUCAGCCACGAAAAGAGAAACCACUCAAAUCACACAGGAGAGAAGCCGUACAAAUGCGCUGAUUGUGGGAGGAGCUUUCACCAGAGCUCCGACCUCGUCAAGCACGAGAGGAUCCACACGGGAGAGAAGCCGUACCAGUGUUCGGUUUGUGAAAAGCGGUUCAACCAGCGGUCGUAUCUCAUUGUCCACGAAAGGUUCCAUGCCGAAGAGAAGCCGUAUAAAUGCUACCUGUGUGACAAAAGCUUCUGUUCCAAUGCGCACCUCAUGACCCACCAAAGAAGCCACACUGGAGAGAGACCCUAUCAGUGUCCCGACUGUGGCAAAAGGUUCAUCACCAGUUCGAACUUUGUGAAUCACAAGAAGACCCACACGGAUGACAAACCGUACAACUGCUCCCUCUGUGAGAAAAGCUUCAAGCGGAGCUCGAACUUGAUCCAGCAUGAGAGGACACACACGGGCGAGAAGCCCUACUCUUGCCUGACUUGCGGGGAAAAUUUCGCCUCCAAUUCAGGCCUGGUGAAACACCAGAGAAGUCACACAGGAGAAAGGCCUUACAAAUGCUCCUAUUGUGGGAAAUGCUUUAGCCAGAGCAUGAUCCUGACCCAGCACGAAAGAACCCACACAGGGGAGAAGCCGUGCAAGUGUCCGAUGUGUGGGAAAAGUUUCCGUUCCAGCUCGGACCUGGUGAAACACAAGCGGAUUCACACAGGGGAGAAGCCGUACAAGUGCUCUUUGUGUGGGAAAAGCUUCACAACCAGCUCGGACGUCGUGAAGCACGAGAGAACCCACACGGGCGAGAAGCCGUACAAAUGUGGGAUCUGUGGGAAGAGCUUCAGCCAGAGUGCACAUCUCAUGCAGCACCAGAGAAUUCACACAGGGGAGAAACCGUAUACGUGCCUCACCUGUGGGAGAAGCUUUACCUGCAGUGCCCACCUGGUGGUCCACAAAAGAACUCACAAGGAGGUGGACUCCUUACAAACAUAAAAUGUUUUUGUCAGGGCAGAUGAUGGGGAGAGAGAAGGUUCCAACCAGGUCCAACCUCAGGCCAAACUGGACAAUACCUUGUACCUGGGCCAUCAGGAAGUAAUGGGUGGGAGUGCUAUGAAGCCCAAUUCUGCUUGGGAUUGUGACAUGGGAAGAGGAGAGACUUCAGCCUUCCCUCCUCCUAUGUUGUUUUAUCUAG